Hippocampus zosterae (dwarf seahorse) is the source of this 3198-nucleotide messenger RNA. RefSeq names its product CDP-diacylglycerol--glycerol-3-phosphate 3-phosphatidyltransferase, mitochondrial. Gene Ontology annotation, biological process: cardiolipin biosynthetic process. NCBI's taxonomy places the organism in Eukaryota, Metazoa, Chordata, Actinopteri, Syngnathiformes, Syngnathidae. Gene Ontology annotation, molecular function: CDP-diacylglycerol-glycerol-3-phosphate 3-phosphatidyltransferase activity. The transcript is spliced from 10 exons. Gene Ontology annotation, cellular component: mitochondrion. The coding region runs from base 6 to 1631 and encodes 541 amino acids. The record is from RefSeq and is a predicted model, not a curated record.
UUCAAAUGGGAGCUGCGGCAGCAAUGGCGGCCCCCAUGUCGUGGAGGAGGCUAGUGUCCUCCGUGUACUCGCCGGCCCUGGCUGGGGCUUUCAUGCGAAUAUCCGACCGGCUCUUCCGCGCGCGGGACCGACGAGGCGGCUCCUCCGUUCUUCUUUUGGCGCCCCUGCUGGUCAAACCCGAGCCUGCUCCAGAGAGCGGCGCCCUGGCGCCAGGCGCGCCGCGCAGCCUUUACGCCCAAUUCCGAUGGAUGGCAGAGCGCGUGCCAGCUUUCCGGGUCAACGGCACACGUGUCCAUGUGCUCACCUCGCCUGACCAGUUCUACCAGACGCUGAAGGCACGUGUCAGGACCGCAAAGAGACGAGUGGUGUUGGCCUCCCUAUAUCUGGGAACCGGUCAGCUGGAACAGGACCUGGUGGACUGCAUGCAGGAAGCACUGGAAAGCUCACAAGAAAACACCCACGCGCCCGAUUUCAAAGUCUCCGUGUUGCUGGACUACACACGAGGCUCUCGAGGACAGGUGAACUCGAGGACCAUGCUGCUGCCUCUGCUGCGGCGCUUCACCUCGCAAAUGCGCGUUUCCCUAUACCACACACCCGACCUGAGGGGCCUGCUGAGGCUGCUCAUGCCGCAGCGCUUCAACGAGACCAUCGGCGUGCAACACAUCAAGGUCUACCUAUUUGACGACAGCUUCAUCAUCAGCGGGGCCAAUCUGAGCGACUCGUACUUCACUAACCGGCAGGACCGCUACGUCCUGCUGGAGGACUGCAGCGAGCUCGCAGACUUCUUCUCCGAGCUGGUGGAGGCUGUCGGGGACAUCUCACUGCAGCUUGGGCCCGACGACUCGGUGGCCAUGCAGGACGGCAUGGUACACCCGUACAAAGGUGACAGGCAAGAGUUCUCUGUGGCGGCGAGCAAGCGCAUCAUGGAGGUGGUGGACGUGGCCCGGGUGCGUCAGCAACUGCUCCUCAGCCAGAAGCAGCACACCGAGGAGGAGGAGGAGGACACAUGGGUGUUCCCUCUGGUCCAGAUGAAGCCCCUUGGCAUUCAGGUGGACGAACAGGUCACACAGCGCCUGCUGCGGGACGCUGAACCGGACUCCACCGUCUACCUGACGUCAGGCUACUUCAACCUAACCCGAGCGUACAUGCGCCUGGUGCUCGGGGCUGGGGCCGACUACCGAAUUCUCACCGCCUCCCCGGAGGUGAACGGCUUCUUUGGGGCCAAGGGCGUCGCCGGCGCCAUCCCAGACGCCUACACGCACAUCGCCAGGCAGUUCUACGAGCGCGUGCGUCAGCUGGGCCAGCAGGGCCGCAUCAGACUACACGAGUACCACAGGCCACAGUGGACCUUCCAUGCCAAAGGUCUGUGGUACUACCUCCACAGGCAGGACCGGCCUUGCCUCACACUUAUCGGCUCCCCCAAUUUUGGCUACCGCUCAGUUCACCGCGACCUGGAAGCUCAAAUCGCCAUAGUCACGGAGAACGAGCAGUUGCGGGGCCAACUGCGGGAGGAGCAGGAGAUGUUAUACCAGCGCUCCUCGGAGGUGUCCGGAUUGACAUUCGAGCAGCCGGACCGCCAUGUUAAGCUCUGGGUCAAACUGGUCACGCCGUUCAUCAAGAACUUCUUCUAAGGUAAUGCGACAAUCCUGCUAGAGUACGACUUUGCAGCUCUGCUUACCGAUUGGCUUGGCGGGGCGAUAACAUGUCACUGUAUGUCAGUAUACAGAAUAAAAGGCACUGCCCCCUCUAUAAAAAAAUUACGCACUAGAGAAAAGAGUACACUGAAGCUUCUGCAGGGUUUUUUUUCCUUCCCUUUUUCAAGUUUGGAUUUCCUCAAUGUUUUGGACAUUUUUAUAUUUUUUGUGACAUCAUCCAUACAUGGAUGUGAUUAAUAGUCUUGGACUGGUGUACAGUCACCAGAAUCCAGCUCUGAAGCAACUGUGGGCAAUUUUCAAAAGCAAUUUUCCAGAAUCGUUGUGGUCCGUCCCGGACCCCCGUCCUCGUCUUCCCAGCAGCAUCCCCCAAAAAGCGCCAUGGACUGACUCAUCCCUCCUCAUUCUAACUUACUCACAUUUAUUUAUGACCACCAUUUUUUGCUGCGUGGACAACACUUUGUUUGAUGCGCAUGACAAAAAAAAUUAAUGUGACCACUCCCUGGCAGAGCAUACAAUUAGCAAAAAAUACAUCCCAUCUGCCCCAUUUUUUAAAAAGCUUUUUUUCGAUUCAAAGUAAAAAAAAACAACUAAAAAUGUUCUUUAAAUAAAAUAGCAUGAUUGUCUGACCUCAGGAGCAGUUUUUAGACACGGUGAUUUUGCAUCCGCUAUCACGUUGUUCCUGGCAGGAAAAAAGAAAAAGCAGCGCUCAAACAAUAGCUUUGCAGCAAACAUUUAAAACACACAUCAACUGUAAAGAUCAUUAUCAUCUGCUGGGCGGAAGGACGGUGUUAUUGUUGCAACACUGUCAGAACAUUGUAAGAUUAGCUUUUGGGCCCACUCCAAGCUUUGUGUGAGUCUUCUUUGGGAUUCUAGGCUGGAGCCGUGUGCCUUCUAGUGGUGAAAACGGGAAUCGUCUCAGACAAACAGACUGCUCAUGUAUUUAUAGGCUUAAAUUAUUCUUUUUUUUUGAAGAAAACACCUACCUACCUGGUCUUUUAUUUCCUUGAUGUUGUGUUGUUGUUGUGCAGGUGGUGAGCAUCGAGGCAAUGUCGUUUCUGCUGCACAUUCUAAAGAUGGACUCGAGUAUCCUUGAGAUAACCGGUUAUCUCAACACUGAAAUGGUGUCUCCCGGGAAUUGAAACACGUACAAAAAGACAUCUACACAUUGUUUUAUUUCCAUGUUACCUUUCAAAAUCUUCUGCUGCGGAGAAUUGAAAAGACCUUCAAAGAGUGAAUGUUGAACCCAGUGAAAAAGAGGAAGAACGUGCGUCAUAUCAUUUAUCGUGCAAUUACAGAUCUACUUCCUUGCAGUGAAAUGAGAGCUAAUAUCUUUGCAUAAUAAAAAGGUGAUUUUUUUUCCCCCGUGUCUGAGAGCUCUUUUGUGAAAUUCACACCAAAGAAUGAAGAUCGAAGGAGAACCUUGAUUGGUUGUAAACUUUUAAUCAGACAAAAACAAUAAAUAAGGACAAAUAAAUACCAAACAACGCCUUCAAUCACUUCCAGUUCCACUAAUCGUGCUUUGAAAGCAUGGAGGGGGGUAUGG